Messenger RNA from Xenopus tropicalis (tropical clawed frog), 2331 nucleotides. RefSeq names its product dynein axonemal assembly factor 1 (gene dnaaf1). The record is from RefSeq and is a predicted model, not a curated record. Gene Ontology annotation, cellular component: cilium. The transcript is spliced from 12 exons. NCBI's taxonomy places the organism in Eukaryota, Metazoa, Chordata, Amphibia, Anura, Pipidae. The coding region runs from base 357 to 2195 and encodes 612 amino acids.
AGGACUAACACUGGGUACAUUUCAAUUCUAAUAAUCCGACCCAAGGCUGUUCACUCUGCUUUACGGAGGAUUUAGAAGAAUUGUCUCUUACAAAAAUUUAGUCUCAAUCCAGCCCCACUCUUCGGCCCAAACAAUUAACUCAGUUGCUAGGACAAGACAUUUCCGGUUGCCGCGAAUUCUGGGAGUUUUCGCUCUCCCUGAAUCCGCGUUGCCAUAGUAACAGGAGACGCCGAACGUACUGCUGUUUUAGUUGUAGUUUCUCAAUCGAGCGAUUCCUAUUCAUUGCAUUAUAGGCUGCGUGUUUGCGGGUGCUCGUUAGUUUUCUCAGGGGUUGCUCGUCUGUGUGCAGGAGAGAGAUGCAGUCAGUCUGUGCUGAGUUUGUUGAAGAGAAAGAUCGCUGCCAGAUAAUGAAUUCACUUCCUAACGAGCACUGUGUGACCGACGGAAAUGCUGCACCAGUCUGCAAACCUUUGACUGGAAGUAACUGUAAAAAAAGUGGGGACUGUGAGGACAGCAGCAACAAGGAGAAGGAGACUGGGCCUAGGAUGACCAAAAAGGUCUUGCGAGAGAUUUGUAAACAGCAGAAACUAUACAGCACACCAUAUUUAAACGAUACGUUGUAUCUCCACUACAAAGGAUUUAUGUGUGUUGAGAAUCUAGAAGAGUACACAGGCCUGAAGUGUUUGUGGCUAGAAUGCAAUGGUCUGACGAAGAUUGAAAACCUGGAUGCACAGACUGAGCUGCGGUGUCUCUUCUUACAUCAAAACUUGGUUCACAAAAUUGAAAAUCUUGACCAUUUGCAAAAGCUGGACACUCUCAAUCUUUCCAACAAUUGCAUCAAGACCAUUGAAAAUCUAUCAUGUCUCAAGGUUCUCUCAACCCUUCAGAUUGCUUACAAUCAGUUGCAUACAUUAGAAGAUGUACAGCACUUGGAGGAUUGCCCAAGCAUCCGGGUCCUGGAUCUAUCCCACAAUAAACUGGAUGACCCUGCAGUAAUUAACAUCCUUCAGAAAAUGCCAGACUUGCAUGUUUUGAACUUGAUGGGAAAUGAACUUACAAAGAAGAUACCCAAUUACAGAAAAAUAGUCACAGUCCAAUUACAAAAGUUAACUUAUUUGGAUGACAGACCAAUCUUUCCAAAAGACAGGGCUUGUGCUGAAGCCUGGUUUAGAGGUGGUCGAGAAGCAGAAAAAGACGAAAGAGAACAGUGGGAAACCAGAGAAAGAAAGAAGAUCCAGGAUAGUAUUGAUGCUUUAUCUGAGAUCAGAAGGGCAGCAGAGGAGAGAAGGAACCAAAAGGAGAAAGAAGAGAAAGGGGAGCAGCCCAAAGAAAUUGAAGAAAAGCAAAUGGGUCAUUACCAAAAUGAGGAGUCUAAGGAAAAAAUCCAGCAGUUUGUAAAGGAGACGUUAGAGGCUGGUGAGGAAAUAUGUACAUAUUCAGACAUUGGUGAGAAGAACUCCCCCUCUGGUGCUUGCACCCCAAAUGUUAGUAUGCAUGAGCAGGGACAACAUGAAUUAUCACCUGGUGGAAAACUAGAAGUCAUUUACCAAAAGGAAGCUAAACUUCAUCAGCAGUCCACAUUAUGCACAGCUGAAACAGGACAAGUCUCACCUGUGGACUUGAAAGGUCAGUUUUCCUUAACAACGCGCCUGGGAGAUGAAGAGGAUGUCGAAACCAUUCCCCUUAGAGAGACAGAAAAGCUAUUUGUUGAUGAUUUGCCAGAUUUAGAAGAAGUAGAUGUUCCGGAACUUUUUGCAAGCGACAAUGCAAACAUGCAUAAGCAAAUAUACCGUCCAAAGAUUGAAGUGAUUUCUGGUGACAGAGAGGAUAGUGAUACUGAGUGGGAGAGAGAAAUAGAAGAACAAGUACUGAGCAAUGCGUUACAUUCAGUAUCUCUUACAUUAACUGAUCCCUUGAAGGGACAAUCAGCACCUGAACUUGACCUUUCAGGGCUUAAUGCAACUGUUGAGAGGGAUUCCCUGACAUACCCUCCUCUUAGACCACUAAUCCAAGUGUUGGAUUCUGAAAAUUCGCAUCAGGAGGAACAGGAGAAGAAUAUGGUUAUAGAGGACAUUCCGAUCGCCCCUACUACAAAUGUAUCUGAGUUGGGUUACCGAAAGAGUACCCUGAAAACAGCUUCCUUUUUACAUGUUCUACAAAUGGAGGAAGAAGACACAGUCUGGGAAUUGGACUAAAAAAAAUUGAUUUUUCUUUUGAUUUAUUUAUUUACUUUUAUGUCUAUGCAUCAGUAAGAAUGAACUCUUCCCAUCCUAAUACACUGUAUGCACUAAAGUAAAAAACCCAAUAAAAACUGCAGAAAUUUUGUCAAAA